Salvelinus fontinalis (brook trout) is the source of this 6311-nucleotide messenger RNA. RefSeq names its product mucolipin-1-like. Gene Ontology annotation, molecular function: NAADP-sensitive calcium-release channel activity. NCBI's taxonomy places the organism in Eukaryota, Metazoa, Chordata, Actinopteri, Salmoniformes, Salmonidae. Gene Ontology annotation, cellular component: plasma membrane; lysosomal membrane. The coding region runs from base 234 to 2090 and encodes 618 amino acids. The transcript is spliced from 13 exons. The record is from RefSeq and is a predicted model, not a curated record.
CAUGAGUCACGUGAUCUCGUCUGAGGAAGCGAGUUAUGUUUUGUCCCGAUGCUGUACCUAUACAGUAAAUGCAGAACACCAGAAAAACGUCGUCCUCAUGGCUAUCUUCUCGGACAGUUAACUUCACGCCAACAAUAUACUCGCGUUUUAUAACAGCUUUUAUUUGCCAUUGUUUAUUCUGAGACAGUUCAGAUUUUAUGUCGCAUAUUUAUUUAUAGUUUCAAAACGUUUACAUGGCUACAGCAAGCGGCAAUUGCAACCAUGGCGGCGCCAGUUCAGAGAAGGAGAGGUUGGUUUCCUCUGUGUCUCCUCAUGGCUACGGCUCCAGCGACAGCAGCGACAAGCAUGUUCACCACGGACACAGCCAUGGCAACCCCUGGUUGCCCACGGCAACGGCAGGGGGUUGGCUGGGGGCAGAGCAGGAAGAGGAGGCCCUGCGCAGGAAGCUCAAGUACUUCUUCAUGAGCCCCUGUGACAAGUUCCACGCGAAGGGCCGCAAGCCCUUCAAACUGGGCCUGCAGCUGCUCAAGAUUAUCAUUGUCACGGUGCAGCUGGUGUUUUUUGGCCUCAGUAACCAGAUGGUGGUGACGUUCAAGGAGGAGAACACCAUGUCCUUUAAGCACAUCUUCCUGAAGGACUAUGACGAGGGCUCCGACGACACGUUGGCCGUGUACACACAGAGAGACGUCUACGAACACAUCUUCUACGCCGUAGACCAGUAUUUGGUGCUACCCGAGACCACGGUGGGACGCUAUGCGUACGUCUAUGGGGUCGGGGUGAACGGGAGUGCCCUCUCUCUCUGCCAGCAGUACUACAAGAAGGGCAGCAUCGAUCCCGCCAAUGAUACCUUCAACAUUGACCCUCAUGUUAUCACAGAUUGUGUGGGGGUUAACCCUCUGUCAGUCCCUCGAGCGCCUUUCGGCAGUGACUACAAGAACUUGACCCUCAAGUUCCAUAAACUCAUAAACGUGACGAUACAGUUCCAACUAAAGGCCAUCAACAUUCAGACCAUCAUCAACAACGAGAUUCCUGACUGUUACACCUUCUUCAUAACGAUAGUCCUGGACAACAAGGCUCACAGUGGUAAAGUGAGGAUCAGUCUGGAAAACCAGGCUUUUAUAAAGGAGUGUAAAGACCCCAGUGUGUCAGGCCACGCGGAGAACUACACACGGCUAGCGUUUGACGUGGUGGUGGUGAUCGUUUGUAUACUGUCCCUGUUGCUGUGUGGCCGCUCCAUACUCCGCGGCAUCAUACUACAAGCCGAGUUUGUCGAGUUCUUCAAGACUAACCUGGGCCGGAAAGUAAGCUGGAACGAAAGGAUGGAAUUCAUCAACGGCUGGUACAUCCUGCUCAUCAUCAGUGACGUCCUCACCAUCAUCGGCAGCGCCAUUAAGAUCGGCAUCGAGUCCAAGAAUUUGUCAUCGUAUGAUGAGUGUGGCAUCCUGUUGGGGACUUCCACCUUGUUGGUGUGGGUCGGAGUCAUUCGCUACCUCAGCUUCUUCCAGAAGUACAAUGUAAGUUGCCUACACACACAGACACACACACUAACGAUGACAGGGAUUCACCCACUCUCCUGGCUCUCUCCCUCUCAGAUCCUGAUCGUGACCUUGCGAGCUGCGUUCCCCAACGUGAUCCGGUUCUGCAGCUGUGUGGCUGUCAUCUACCUGGGCUACUGCUUCUGUGGCUGGAUCGUGCUGGGGCCCUAUCACGUCAAGUUCCGCUCUCUCUCCAUGGUGUCAGAGUGCCUGUUCUCGCUGAUCAACGGCGACGACAUGUUUGUGACCUUCUCGGAGAUGCAGGAGAGCAGCACGCUGGUGUGGGUAUUCAGCCAGGUCUACCUGUACACCUUCAUCUCCCUCUUCAUCUACAUGGUACUGUCGCUCUUCAUCGCCCUCAUCACCGGCGCCUACGAAACCAUCAAGCACCAAACCCAGGAGCCAUACCACAUUACGGACCUGCACGCCUUCAUCGCAGAGUGCACUGACACGCCCAGCUCGGGGAUGUUCCGGGGCCUCGAGACCUCGCCCUGCUCCUUCUUCUGCUGCUGUGACAGAACGACAACAUACGAGGACGUCCUUUUGGUGAACUGACUGGGCUGUGGGGUCUGGACCUACAGCUCUCUCUGCUGGCCCGGAGCGCCGCACUGCGUCCAGAUUUUCAUUGUCUUUACCAUCAAAUCUGGGUCAGGCAUGAGCCAGGACUAUGAGCUGAAAGCCAAGUCUUUUUUGAGUGGAUUCAUUGACGAGACCACCUGCGUUGUGUGAAUGUUAUAGGGAUGUUGCACAGUAAUUCCCCACACAGAAAGAGAACAGUGUUUUGCCAAAAUUGGGAUUUACGCACAAUCCAUACUUGCUGAGGGCCAUAGUGCAAUGUGGAAUGUCUUGUUAGGACAUGUAGCUUCUUUUAAUUGUUUUACAUUUGUUUUUAGGUGUUCUGUAAGCUGCACAAGUUACAAGAACUGGACAAAGCAUGUUUUUUAUGUCAGAAGUUCUGGUUAUAUAUGAAGGGGAUGACAAUGGCAUGUAUACUAGGCCAGAGACUGCUCUGGAGUAGCACUUCCACUGUCCCUAAGGAGAGAGCACUUAAGUCCAAUUCACAUGACUCAUGCAAGAACGUCAUUGCCCUGUCAUGAGGCGCCAGCCCAUCAAGAACUGCUGAGAGCAAGGCUGGCUUGGCCACAGCGCUUUGUGGUCACCACCGCUGCACUCAAGUGUACAAGUAAAUUGAACUUAAACCCUGCACUGCGCCUGGACCCAAUGGCUCACUCAAUGACCUUAAUCUUUGCUCCGGUGUACAAAUCUCCUGCCAAAUAGGCUGAGUUUAGACAGGCAAUUCAGAUUCAGAUUCCCCCCCCCCCCCCCCCACACUAAAUGGUCUUUUGACCUUACACAUCAGAUAUUUUUCAGAGUUGAUUUGAUUGGUAAAAAUAAGAUCAGAAUUGAGCUGCCUGUCAUAGUAUUUCAGCAUUUUAAGACCGAUCAAUUAAAAAAACAGUACUCUCACCCAGGUGCUGGUUCUGGUCUCCAGGAACAAUAUCCAUAGAAUGGUCCUAUAGUUUAAGUUGGACACAGAAAGAGCACACCUACAGUCCCAUUUAGUUUCAGUAGGUGUUCAUCCGAUGACGUGGCACACAGGGUAAACGUCAGUGCCAUUGUCGAUUUGCACGUGUCAAGUUCUACACUGUACAUGUCCUGUUCACGAGGCACAAAUUAUGCUUUUUAUCGCCACGUGCGGAACACUGCUUGGUCAGAGUUCAUUUGAUAAACGGACACGGAGGGAAGUAGUCAAGUCCCGAGUCUCACAAAGACCCACCACCCACCAUGGCACAACAUUCCGGUCGCAAUGGAAAUGUGACUUUCCAAUUUUGCCUGACCUGAAUGUAACUUCCUUAAAUGAGGAAACUACAUGAUUGGAAAAUGGAGAGUUCAACUAUUUUUUUGUGAUUUUCUUUUUUUUUUAAAGGCCUAUGCUCCAGUCAUUGACAAUAUUGAUGGAGAACUGCAAAUUGUAUCCGACUGGUCUACGGAACAAAGACUGCCUGCGAGUAACGAGGAGAGGAAAACGAGCAGGCAGAACAGCUAAACGAGGCCAGAGGGAUGGGGUAUUUGCGAGCACUGCAGUAAUGCUUGUGAUGUUGACCCAGAAGAAUGCUCUUACGUAGGUUUCGUUCCCAUUCUGUUUUAUGUCUCAUAAUGAUGUCUAGUUUAAAACGAACCAAUUGCUUUGUCCUUGUGAAAGUUUAAAUUAUUUAGUUUUUUUUUAAUGUUGGGUUGUUUUAUGUAUCUAGAGAGGAACGCCUAAGGGGAGUGUGGUCUUCAGGCUCAGGCUCCAGAAAGUGGUCAUGCUUUGUACUCCAAUCACUAUUGAAGGAGGAGGGGAAAACAUGUUUUUUAUAAUAGGUUAUAGGCCUGCUUCCAUUUCGGUCACAGUUACUUCUUCUAAAAGUGAACCUUUUGGCUUUGAUAGAUUCUAAAGAACCAAGGUGUAGGCAAAGUUAUAUGGGAAUAUAACCUCCCAAAUAGGCUAAAAGCAGAGCUUUCACCAUAUCCGUUCUUUAGGAUCUGAGAACACCAAAGGGCUGGAGGCUACGAGAAGUGGCUAGGGGCUGAAAUGGUACUGGGCAUAUAGCCUGUCUGUCGGUGAGGAGUCAUGUAGCUCUUAUUUUAAUGGUCAUUUAGUACAUUUAAAUGAAAUGUAUGUUCUUAACUAAGCAGUACACAAACAGGAUUUGUUUAUGGCCUUGCGUUUGUAUAUUGUAGUAUUAGACACUUGGAUGUCCUGUCCGAGCAGUCUGUAGACAUGUAUAUAGUUCAUUGUGUAAUCUUUUUUUGUGUUCAUCUUACUUGAACAUUGUUUUGAGUAUGUUGGAUCUCUGUGCCACACUCGGGAAUGAUGCCAAACCACUGAUGAUUAAAUGCCUGUUUGUUCACGUGGCUGGAAAUACUUCGGAGAAGGAGGCGGUGGCAAUUGCUUUGGGAUGCAUCCCGAUUCUCCACCCUUAAACCAAUGGAUUGGUUUAAUCGUUGGCUAGAAAGAAUUUAAUCUUGUUAAAUCCAUGACGGGAAGUGUGCAAGUGCAAAGCUUUUAAAAAAGGGUAAAGAAUCAGGACGCAGCCAUACUUUGGUUUCUUCACCACUUGAUUUUGAUCCAAACAAAGCUGGCUGCUUUGUUGAUGUUUGAGUUUUAUAUAUUGUUUGCAUGAAACUCAAGCCCAUAGUCAAGCUUGUGUGAAGGAAAAUCAUGAGUUUACCUCAGGAUGUAAUUACCUGAAGUUAACAGAAGGGGGAAUAAGGACUUUUGCACCCCUCAGACUCGGACAAUAACAUCCUAAAGGAGGAGAAUAGACCACCUUACAUCCAAGAUCUGUUUAUUAGGUAGAGCGAGACAAUAGGGAUCUAAUACAACCGAAGACAAAAUGUAUUAUAGUACAACAAAUACCAUAGAUACAUUUACACAAUUCAUGUAACAUUCAAUAUGCACAAAUUCGUCACAGUCCACAUAUCAAAACGGCAAUGGUAGAUCUCCUUAAAUAGAACACUUGUGCCCAUAUCCUGGUAACACAGGAAGUUCGUGGCACCUUAAAAACCUCUUAAGGAGCCAUCCCUUUUUUCCAAUUUUCGCCUAAAAUGACAUACACAAAUCUAACUGCCUGUCGCUCGGGCCCUGAAGGAAGGAUAUGCAUAUUCUUGGUACCAUUUGAAAGGAAACACUUUGAAGUUUGUGGAAAUGUAAAAGGGAUGUAGGAGAAUAUAACACAAUAGAUCUGGUAAAAGAUAAUACAAAGAAAAAAAAAACUGUUCUUUUAUAUAUUUUUUGUACCAUCUUUGAAAUGCAAAAUGUAUUAUUCCAGCCCAGGUGCAAUUUAGAUUUUGGCCACUAGAUGGCAGCAGUGUAUGUGCAAAGUUUUUAGACUGAUCAAAUGAACCAUUGUAUUUCUGUUCAAAAUGUUGUAUCAAGACUGCCCAAAUGUGCCUAAUUUGUUUAUGAAUAACUUUUCAUGUUCAAAAUUGUGCACUCCUCAAACAAUAGCAUGGUAUUAUUUCACUGUAAUAGCUACUGUAAAUUGGACAGUGCAGUUAGAUUAACAAGAAUUUAAGCUUUCUGCCAAUAUCAGAUAUGUCCUGGGAAAUGUUCUUGUUACUUACAACCUCAUGCUAAUCGCAUUAGCCUACGUUAGCUCAACCGUCCCGUGUACGGGACACCGAUUCCGAAGAAGUUUAAUUGGGUAAAACGGGCUCGUGGUAAUGUCUGGAGCAGAAUUUAUGGAAUGGUAACAAACACAUGGUUUCCAUGUUUUCGAUGCCAUUCCAUUUUCUCCGUUCCGGCCAUUAUUUUUGAUGCCAUUCCAUUCGCUCUGUUCCAGACAUUUUUAUGAGCCGUCCUCCCCUCAGCAGCCUUCACUGCCUGGUAACAUACCUUUCCUAACCAGCCUUUGGCGGCUGAUGCAGCACAUCAUUCCUUCCAGCCCACUAAAUCUAAUAUCAUCAUCCAUUAAGUACUGUCCUGGCUGCCCAUCCUUUAGCUGAGCUCUUGGCCCACGCCCAUCUCAGUGACACGCUCUUUGGUUUUGCACUCUAGUAGUCUACUGGGUGUGUCCACUGUGUAUGUGCACACCACUUGAUGUUGGUGUUUAUUGUUUUUCUUCCACACCAAAUAUAAACACACACACAAACAACGACUACAUCUCCUCUGCCAGACCCGCAUGCUCACACCUUCAUCUCUAGUGCUUCCAUUAUUCUUUGCCACUUGGCCUUAAAUUGUACCAGUUAUCUCUUUUUCUCAAUAUUUCAAUAAUAAAUUAUUCGAUUAUU